Messenger RNA from Drosophila mojavensis, 1227 nucleotides. It is a transcript of the gene Zfrp8, whose product is annotated as programmed cell death protein 2. NCBI's taxonomy places the organism in Eukaryota, Metazoa, Arthropoda, Insecta, Diptera, Drosophilidae. Gene Ontology annotation, cellular component: nucleus; cytoplasm. Bases 44 to 1093 code for a protein of 349 amino acids. The record is from RefSeq and is a predicted model, not a curated record. The transcript is spliced from 3 exons.
GCUGCAUUAAUAACACGCGCUCUGCUAAAACCGUAAACACGAGAUGGAUUUUGAUCUGGGCUUCGCCGAGGAGCCAAAUAACGCAGCAUGGCUAAGUAAUCGCUACUUUCCCAGCAAAUUAGGCGGCCAGCCGGCGUGGCUAGAAUUGGACACGCUGCCAAGUGUAGCACAGCUGCAGUGCAAACAGUGUCACUCACAAAAAGCAUUUCUUUGUCAACUCUAUGCGGCUUUCGAGGAUGAGUAUAAUUUCCAUCGCAGCAUUUACGUUUUUCUGUGCAGAAAUGCCGAAUGCCAGCGGACUAACAACGCUGAAAAUUUCACAGUUCUGCGUUCACAGCUGCCGUUGAAGAAUAAAUUCUACUCAGAGGAAGAGCCUUCGGAGGAUGGUGAGCCCUUGCCGGCUAUAGCCAGCUCACGGAAACUUUGCGCUGCUUGUGGUUGCUUGGCCCCGCUUGCCUGCAGCCGGUGCAAAAACAUCAACUACUGUUCCAGCUCCCAUCAGCGCGCGCACUGGAAGCAACACAAACCGAGCUGUGCCACUGGGCAGUCAGCACAGCCCUCCGCACCGCUUUCAGAGAUUGAAUUUCCCCUAUACGAAAUAGUCAUGGAGCGCGAAUCAACAAGUGAAUCAGCUGUGAAGGAUGAACAGGCUUGCCUGGCCGAGUACGAGGAGCUCUCAGCUAGAGGUCAAACGGGCGAACUUCGUGAUGUAACCGAAAAGGAGCUGGACAAAUACUUUGGCAAUGCAGCUGCAAUAGAAGAUAAAGCCUUUCAAAGCUUUAAGAAACGAAUUGCAGCCGAGCCCGAGCAGAUCGUGCGUUACAAACGUGGAGGCGAACCACUGUGGAUAGCCAACGUGAAGGACACGAUUGAAAGCCAGCUGCAGGAGCUGCCCAAUUGCUCGCAUUGCGGUGGUCCACGUCAAUUUGAAUUCCAGCUCAUGCCACAAAUGUUGACGCUGCUCAAGGACGAAAACCUGGAUUGGGGCGUUCUGGCCAUAUAUACCUGUGCGAGUAGUUGUCCCAUCAGCGGCUACGUGGAGGAGCAUCUAAUCAAACAGGAUAUAGUGGUAGCAGUACCAGCAGCAGAAUAAGUGGCUUAAGCUGUUUGGGUUACAGUCUCUGCUGUAUGUAUACAAACCAAUUUUAUUUGUUAAAGGACGAAACAAAAUGUAAGAAUGAAAAGAGAAAUACGGCGACGAUCUAAGACAACUAACAUGAUUACGAA